GUGGUGAGGAAGGUGCCCACCACCAGCGCGCCGUGGGCGGGCGUAACACGCGUUUAUAAACUCAGCUCUCGCGCCGUGGGCGGGAACAGCAACUGUAGAAAGAGAGAGAGUGAGAGAAGGACAGAAAGAGAGAGUGACGGCGGUGGAGAAGAGACAGGCGGUGGCAGGCGGCGGUUGUUGCUAACAGGGGCUCGCGGAGGGGGCGCGGCUGCCCCUGUAUGCGUCUCCAUCCCGACGCGCGCGCAUGGACGACCACCUCAGCCUCCUGCAAUCCCCCCCGCCGAGUGCAAGCAAGAUCCGGGGCGACACACUUGUGAACCACGGUUACACCGAGACUGAGACCGGCGUGAUGACGGUGGUGGCGUGUGACAAUAUGCUGGAGGAGUCAGCGGCUCUCCCGGGUCACCACUCUCUGGACCGCUACGAACCGGACCACGAGUGCUGCGAGAGGGUGGUCAUCAACAUUUCAGGCUUACGCUUCGAGACCCAGCUUAAGACCCUCUCCCAGUUCCCAGAGACUCUGCUGGGAGACCCCAAAAAGAGGAUGAGGUACUUUGACCCUCUGAGGAACGAAUACUUUUUCGACCGAAACCGUCCAAGUUUCGACGCCAUCCUCUAUUAUUACCAAUCGGGCGGACGCAUUAGGAGACCUGUCAACGUGCCUAUUGAUAUCUUUUCAGAGGAGAUCCGGUUUUACGAGCUGGGCGAGGAGGCCAUGGAGAAGUUUCGGGAGGAUGAGGGCUUCAUAAAGGAAGAGGAGCGGCCUCUGCCUGAGAAUGAGUUCCAGAGACAGGUGUGGCUGCUGUUUGAGUACCCGGAGAGUUCGGGCCCAGCUCGGGGCAUCGCAAUAGUAUCUGUUCUGGUCAUUCUCAUCUCCAUAGUCAUAUUUUGUCUGGAGACAUUACCAGAGUUCCGGGAUGAUAACAAAGACCCAAUCACCAUUGCGCCGGUGAUUAACGGCACACUCCCGUACAUCACCAGCCCAUUCUCGGACCCCUUCUUUGUUGUGGAGACCCUGUGCAUUAUCUGGUUCUCUUUUGAGUUGCUCGUGCGCUUUUUUGCGUGCCCGAGCAAGGCCACGUUCUCCAAGAAUAUAAUGAAUAUAAUUGACAUAGUGGCUAUCAUUCCAUACUUUAUCACCUUGGGCACCGAGCUCGCCGAGAGGCAAGGUAACGGUCAACAGGCCAUGUCGCUGGCAAUCCUGCGCGUCAUCAGGCUUGUCCGGGUGUUCCGUAUCUUCAAGCUUUCGCGUCACUCCAAGGGGCUCCAGAUUCUAGGCCAGACUCUUAAAGCAAGUAUGCGCGAGCUCGGCCUGCUCAUAUUCUUCCUCUUCAUUGGAGUCAUUCUUUUCUCUAGCGCCGUGUACUUCGCAGAGGCCGACGACCCUGAGUCCGGGUUCAACAGCAUCCCCGAUGCUUUUUGGUGGGCCGUCGUCACCAUGACUACCGUGGGCUACGGUGACAUGCACCCCGUGACCAUUGGAGGGAAAAUAGUUGGUUCUUUGUGUGCCAUUGCCGGUGUGCUGACCAUCGCCCUGCCUGUGCCCGUCAUUGUAUCCAACUUUAACUACUUCUACCACCGCGAGACGGAGGGUGAGGAGCAAGCACAGUACCUGCACGUGGGCAGCUGUCAACCCCUGGCGGACACGGAGGAGCUGGGGAAGACUCGUUCCUCUUCCUCACUGAGCAAGAGCGAGUACAUGGUGAUAGAGGAGCAGGGUGCGUUCAAACAGCAGCCAAACUUUCCCACGACGACACAAAACAACUCUCAGAACUGCAUUAAUAUCAACAAAAAGAUCUUCACCGACGUUUAGUCCUAUAAACUCUGACCGUGGACGCAAAAGACAAAUAUGAUAUCGGAUAUGAGUCGGCUGGUGCAGCACUUGGGAAAUAAAUGUGGAGAAGCUGCAGAGAGACCAAUGCAAAGCUAGGGCUAACCCUCAGCAUUCAAAGUCCGCGAGCUGCCUCGUUUCAUUCACAGAAUAUAUGGUUUUAAGUCACUAUUUCUCUCUCCUCUGGUUGUAUAAAGGCAUAUGUGUUCAUGUAGUGGACCUGAUGUAGAGUCAUCUUUUUAUCUUCACACAGGGAUAUCCGACACCGCAAUUGUACUUACCCCUGUUUAAAACUUGGUGAAUUUACCAUCAAUUAGAGGCGCAGUUACAUUGUAUCUGAUUUUCCAGAUUGUAGGCGUUGCCUGCAAGGGGCUCAUCAUUCCUGUAGCAUUCCAACAUGACAGACGGGGCUGAUGUAGUACAUUCAUCAUAACAUACUGUGGUUUACCUGUAGACUAUUUGGUUACUUUUAAAUAAGCCUAGAUGUGUUUUAAGCAUUACUGUGCAAACAGCAAACCGUAGCUCUUUCAUCUCAAAUAUGGACAAUUUUUGUCUAUUGCCUUUAUUGUGCGUUGCAAUCAAAGACUAGUAAGUAUGUCACUGUGUAAAAGUAAUAUAAUCACCUGCCAUUUGUGAUUGUAAUAGGCUAGAUGGAGUAGCCUAUAGGUGUAUAGGAUAUAAGCUGGCAUCACUGUUUGGAAAGCGGACAAAUGCAAA
Osmerus eperlanus (European smelt) is the source of this 2548-nucleotide messenger RNA. Its product is annotated as potassium voltage-gated channel subfamily A member 3. NCBI's taxonomy places the organism in Eukaryota, Metazoa, Chordata, Actinopteri, Osmeriformes, Osmeridae. The transcript has a single exon. Bases 245 to 1813 code for a protein of 522 amino acids. Gene Ontology annotation, molecular function: delayed rectifier potassium channel activity; protein binding. Gene Ontology annotation, biological process: potassium ion transmembrane transport; protein homooligomerization. The record is from RefSeq and is a predicted model, not a curated record. Gene Ontology annotation, cellular component: membrane; voltage-gated potassium channel complex.